Messenger RNA from Melanaphis sacchari, 888 nucleotides. RefSeq lists its product as uncharacterized. The record is from RefSeq and is a predicted model, not a curated record. The transcript has a single exon. The coding region runs from base 542 to 871 and encodes 109 amino acids. Lineage: Eukaryota; Metazoa; Arthropoda; Insecta; Hemiptera; Aphididae.
AAAUGUUUAUCUUUUUUAAACUCAAAAAUUAACCUCUUCAUGCAUAUAGCCCCAAAUGAGGACAUUAGUUAACGUUAACGAUUUGAUAUAAAACCAAUAUAAAUUGUAUUAUCUUCCGUGGGUAUGUAAAUUGUGUUUAUACAUGUAGUCAUAAAUCGUUUCUAACAUCAAUUUAGUUGUUAUCAUUUUUGGCGGAAAAUGUACGUGUAUUAAAAAUAAAAUACAGUCUUUCCAUUCGACUGAAACCUGUCAUAUUAUUUUUUAGAAAAUCAACAUUUAAAAGUAAGUAACCAUAAUGAUAAUUUGUAUACACUUAGUUAAUAAUAUAAAUAAUAUAUUUUAGUCAUAAUAAUGUUAAAAUACGCUUUAUAUCAGUCUCAGGAUAGAAUAAAUGAAAUGUCCUCAUACGAGACAUCAGGCAUAAACGAGAAAUUAAAAUGUCCUCAUACGAGACACUAUGCCUAAUCAGAUACAGUUUUAUAAUAUGUUUUAAAACGGUACAUACUUGGUUUUAGAUUUUUCACCACCAAAAAUCAAAAAUAUGAGUAAGAUCAGGGAUAAAGAUAUUCAGUUUUUACUGGAUAUAGAAAUACCGAGUGAUUCAGAAGUAAGCUUUUGUGGAAGCGAUGAUGAUAUAGAGCUUGAAAAUGCAAUUAUAAUAGGGCCAAAGGAAGAAGAUCAAAUCCUCAAAGAAAUCAAAGAAAUGGAAGACUUUCAACGAAACUUGAUGACAGAAUUAGAGAAAGUAGAUGAAUGUAUUGCUAUAAAUGAUGAGGUAAUAGAUACAGACGAUUUAUUGAUAAAUCAGCCAAGUACCUUGUGGCAAAAUCAAGAUCAAUUUGAAAAAAAUGUUGUUAAAAUUACAAGGUAGUACACAAGGCGGAGUAA